AUGUUAUAUUUGUCAUGUGGUCGUACAAAUUCUCUUCGUUGCUUAUACGGAACGGAAAAAAGGUUUGGCGCCAACAUCUCUACUGCACCAAGUUCAAGUUUCGGAUCAUUGAGAACAUUAUGUAAUUCUACAGGCGAGCUUGUUAUGCAAUCCUAAAAAAUUUCAGUGACAAAUUGAAAGCAAAAUAUACCUGUGAUAAAUUGCACCGCAGCGCCCAUCGUCCCCACCUAAAUAAUUAUAAUUAGUGAUUAAAAAUUUUUCUCACAUUGAAUUGUUGCAAGUUUUUGCAAGGUAACGCAUCCCCUCGUUUCUUUCUAUCCUCGUUGGAUCUAAAUGUAUUCCAUAUUCUCUUUGGUUUCUUUCAAUAAAUUCUUUUUUCCGCUGAUCCUCGAUCUCAGGAUUGCCAGGGACUAGUACACUACUCG
Meloidogyne enterolobii is the source of this 425-nucleotide messenger RNA. The record is from the annotation of a GenBank genome assembly. NCBI's taxonomy places the organism in Eukaryota, Metazoa, Nematoda, Chromadorea, Rhabditida, Meloidogynidae.